Amoebophrya sp. A25 is the source of this 169-nucleotide messenger RNA. The record is from the annotation of a GenBank genome assembly. NCBI's taxonomy places the organism in Eukaryota, Dinophyceae, Syndiniales, Amoebophryaceae.
CUUUUGGCAACGAGAUUGUUUCAGAGACAAAGAACUGCUCAGGGGAAGAGUCAUACUCCAGAGCAAGACAAGCCCUUAGACAAACUCGUGGACCGAUACAUCGCAGACUAUCCGGAGGUCCUGUUGCCCUACGUCAUCACAGAACAACGGAUUCACACCUAUGCGCCAC